UCCAUCUGGCCUGCCGCUUCAACCGUUUGGCGCCCUCCCAGUUCCUUUCCUUUCUUGCCUCUUUGCUUUCACCUCGUAAUCUCCAAACAAUCAUCCUCUCCUUGAACCCACCAACGUUUUCUCCACCCCUUUGUUUUAAUUCCGCCAUUACUCUUGUUAAAGACCAAAUCAUGCGUUGAAGAAAUCACUUCAAGAAAUUUUGUCGGUUUUGAAGAAUAUCAGAUCUUUAAGCAUCACCUCUCUUGAUAUUCUUAUUCCGCUUAGGUGAGAAGUACAGGGUUAGCUUGAAAACAACAGACCAAUCUACUCGAGGAUGGCGACCAUGCACUCAACUAUAGUGUUUAUUAUGGUGGAGAUGUUGGUGAUGAUGCUCGCGGUUCAUGCAGGGGAUACAAAUCCUGAAUUUGAUCCCUGCUCAGAUGCAAAAGUUCAAAGAUCGGACGGUUUUUCAUUUGGUCUUGCAUUUUCCUCAAAAGAUUCUUUCUUUUUCAAUCAAACACAGCUUUCACCCUGUGAUCAGCGUUUGUCACUUUCAGCUAAGAGUGCUCAGUUAGCCAUUUUUAGGCCUAAGGUUGAUGAGAUGUCUCUGCUCACCAUCAAUAGCAGCACUUUCGAUCCAAGAAAUUCCGGUGGUUAUAUGGUUGCAUUUGCCGGAAGACGCUAUGCAGCCCGUUCCAUCCCUGUUUUUGUUGCAGAUAGUGCUCAGACCGUCACCAGUUUUACCCUGGUUCUUGAAUUCCAGAAGGGCACUCUGCAAAAUCUAUUUUGGAAGAAGUACGGAUGCGACGCCUGCUCUGGGGAUUCUUUUGUUUGCAUGAACAAUACGGAUUGUGCAAUCCGGAAUUCCAAGUGCAAGGGCAACGGCGGAUCUCUUGACUGCAACAUAGGCAUCCAGUUGGCCUUUUCGGGCACAGACAAGAAUGACGAUGUUCUCAAUUCUUGGUACGAGGUGUCCAACCUUCGACAAUACUCUCUGUAUGCCCUCUACUCGGAUCUUCGCGAUUCUCUCACCAGCCCUUUUAAAAACCUUUUCUGAAGGCUCUUUGUGUAAUACUUGUAAAAUCAACACUCACACUUGUUUUUUAGCUCCUGAAACUGCGACCUAAAAUGUAGCACAGUAUUUUUAUGAUCGGUUCAGUUGCUAUUAUAUAGGCCAGAUUGCAAUCAAUAUGUUAUCACUUGG
Molecule: messenger RNA, 1183 nt
Organism: Coffea eugenioides
Lineage: Eukaryota; Viridiplantae; Streptophyta; Magnoliopsida; Gentianales; Rubiaceae
Exons: 4
Coding region: 314-1036 (240 amino acids)
Biological process (GO): tRNA wobble uridine modification; protein histidyl modification to diphthamide
Cellular component (GO): cytosol; nucleus
Molecular function (GO): metal ion binding
Source: RefSeq, a predicted model, not a curated record